AUGCCUAUUCACUCAAUUCCUAGUUCACCAGCUACUGCCUCAUUUGCUAAUCCAGAGCUGGCAGAAUUUGAAGCCAUGGAUCUGGAUGCUCAACUGGACAGACUAAAGCAGCUCAGCCCUAUUCCUGGAAAGGCCAAGUCUAAAGUAGUGGAUAAGGCAGUGGACAGAGUAAAAAUAUGGCAGUCAACAGAGCUGGACUUGGAUGAAAAUAAGGAAGCCAUAGAUCAACUAAUGAAAGAUCUAGAUCUGCUGCACAGGCAGAAUGUGGCUCCUAAGCCCAUUCUUGAGAUUAGCCUUGGCUUGGCAAGAGACGUGCUCAAUCUCCACAAUUGCUAUGAAGAUCUCAAGCCCUCGUUCAAAGCUUCUGAAUUUUUCAAAGCUACUAAUGAAGCUAACCUGGCUGAUUAUCAUAAACAAAAGGUAGAAUUGGACAUGAUGGUUGCUGAUUAUAAGGAAACCAAAACUACUGCUGAUAAACUGGGAAAAGCACAUUGA
Molecule: messenger RNA, 495 nt
Organism: Prunus armeniaca (apricot)
Lineage: Eukaryota; Viridiplantae; Streptophyta; Magnoliopsida; Rosales; Rosaceae
Source: the annotation of a GenBank genome assembly